This is a messenger RNA of Cyanistes caeruleus (blue tit), 1178 nucleotides long. Lineage: Eukaryota; Metazoa; Chordata; Aves; Passeriformes; Paridae. The record is from RefSeq and is a predicted model, not a curated record.
UCAAUUAUCAUUGCCCUGGUGGUGGGUUUUAUUAGUAUUUUAUAUAAGGGUGACCUUAGCAGUACAAAUUAAUCAUUGAUUGAGCCCAGCUCCUUCCAGCUCAGGGGAUUUCUGAGCCGGGUUCUUUUAUAAUUCCCAAUUUGCCUCUUAGUCCCAGUACUUUCCGAGUUUCCUGUUGAAUUCCUUCAUUCACAGUGUCCCUUGGCAAGGAGUUCCACAGGUCUGGUUCCCAGUGCAUGAAGAAACAUCUCUGUUAGGGAACAGGCUGGAAAUAAAGUGACUUCAUUUGGUGGCCCCUAGCUCUGGGGCUGGAAAGGCCCAUGAGUUUCUGCCCAGGCUGGGCUAAGGCUCUCCAGACACUACUUCCCACCAAUUCUUAGGUGAUUUGAAGGCUUGCUUGACAGGAACUAUGCAGAGAACUCCUGGUUUGUGCAGGCUCCAAAAGGUACAAAUUCCUUCAGCCAGUCCCUGUGCUGGUAGCUCUUGGGGUCCAAGCUCAGCGACUCUUCCAUGCACACAUAUUGUGUGUUGCCAAUCCCCCAAAAUAUUCACGGGCUCCCUUUCUCUGGCAGCACCACCAUGGCUGUUCUCUCUUCCCCAAAAUAUUCACGGGCUCCCUUUCUCUGGCAGCACCACCAUGGCUGUUCUCUCCAAGGAAUAUGGCUAUGUCAUGCUGACUGGGGCCGCCAGCUUUGUCCUGGUCAUGCACCUCGCCAUAAACGUGGGCAAGGCCCGCAAGAAGUACCGUGUGGAGUACCCAGCCAUGUACAGCACAGACCCUGAACACGGGCAGAUAUUCAACUGCAUCCAGCGUGCGCACCAGAACACAUUGGAAGUCUACCCUGCCUUCCUGUUCUUUUUAGGCACUGGUGGACUCUACCACCCGCGAGUUGCCACAGGGCUUGGCGUCGCCUGGAUCGUUGGGAGACUCCUCUAUGCCUACGGCUACUACACAGGAGAUCCCAAAAAUCGAAGGAGAGGGGCCCUUGGCUCCGUGGCACUCCUUGGGCUGGUGGGCACAGGCAUCUAUUCAGCCUGCCAGCACCUGGGCUGGGUCUACCAGCAGGGGUGCAGAAGAUAAAGGGAGUUUUCUUCUGUUUUCUUUUAGAACACUUGGCUUCCUAUGUUUUUUCCCUUUUCUUACUCAAUAAAAGGAAGUUGUCCAUUCUCUAUUUUCA